UAAACCCAGCCCUCGCCUCGAAUGGCUCAUUGAACAGGAGCAUUGCUCGCCUCGUCCUCGGCUGAUAUUCUUCGUUCCGCCGGGUGUCAUUGUUUGUUUUGUACCCUUGGCAGGAAAAGUUCCCAAUAAGGCCGACUCGGCUGAUCUUCCUCCGUAUUCCUGCGUUGAGCCUCGCUUGUUGACGAUCAUGGGAGAAUUCGAGAACACUACGGAUUACUUAGACUAUGAUAUUUUCGAAGACCUCAUUCCUGUCAGAGACACAUACAGAAAAGAAACCUCAAUAGAGCCUCUGACCAUUGUUCAAGUGGUCACCGCUCUCAUCUACAGCAUCACCUGCCUCCUGGGUCUAUUGGGCAACGGUUUGGUCAUCGCCAUUAUCUUCAAGAUGAAGAAGACAGUCACCACCAUCUGGUUCCUCAACCUGGCAGCUGCUGACUUCCUCUUCAACGUCUUCCUGCCCCUGAACAUCGCCUACACCGCCAUGGGUUUCCACUGGGUUUUUGGCAGAGACAUGUGCAAAGUCAACAAUUUGCUUCUCAACCUCAACAUGUACACCAGUGUGUUUCUGCUGACCAUCAUCAGCUUUCACCGCUGCGUUUUGGUGAUCUUCCCAGUCCAAUCUCAAAAGCAUUGGACCCCGACAAUUGCCUGGGUGGUCUGCGUCGUCAUUUGGGUUUUCGGUUUUCUAAUGAGCUCCCCUUCCAUUGUUUUCCGAGACACCACAACCUUCCACAACCGCAUCCUUUGUUUCUACAACUUCUCCUUGUCUAGUUCUCGAAAUGACUCUGGCCUUGGCACCCAGAAACACAAAAUGGUAACCACCUUUCGCUUCCUGAUGGGGUUUAUCUUACCAGUGAUCAUUAUCACAGUAUGUUACAUUACCAUAAUUUUUCGCCUGAAAAAGAACCGCCUCACCAAGUCCAAGAAGCCGUUGAGAAUCAUUGUCACCAUUAUCACCACCUUCUUCUUGUGUUGGUGUCCAUACCAUACCCUCCACCUCCUGGAAACUGACCAUCGCUCAGUUCCAGAAACAGUCUUUGAAAUUGGGUUGCCCCUUGUCACCGCCAUCGCCGCUUCCAACAGCUGCAUGAACCCGAUCCUGUACGUCUUCAUGGGCCAAGAUUUCAGGAAGUUUAAGGUAACCAUCCUGUCCAGGCUGGCGAAUGCCCUGACCGAGGACACAAUCAAUUCGGUCCACUCAUUCUCACGCAAGAGCGUCACCAAAGCCAGUUCAAUGACUGAAAAAGAAUCCAUUUUACUCUGAGCUUUGGAACCCAACGUGGAUUACAGUAGAUCCUGGUUUCCAGCAAUGAUCCAAAGCUCCUGAUGGUUGCCUUCUUGGAUUAUUCCGGUGGUUUCAGGAAGGACUUGAUACUGGCUUGGUGAAUCUAAGCCAAUGGUGGUUAUAAGUACACUCUUGUUUAUUCUUAUCACAGCAUUUUGCAGGUUAUGGCAUAAACACCUGACCCUAACCACAGAAACAAACUUCACGACAAAGGAAGGCUUGAUGGUUGAACUUCAGCCUGUAAAGUCUUCACUGCAUCCUACAAGUUCUUCGCAAUAAGCAUAUUUUGAGCUCUGGGGGAAAUGGACCCCCCCUCUCUGAUCUGAGAAUUGGGAAGUUUAGGGUUUGUAGAGAUUCUCAGUCCUCCAGGUCCUGGUUGUCCCCAAGGUGCUUUUUUCAGGAGGAAACUGGACUUUCUUGGUUUUUCUUUGAAGACAUUUCACUUCUCAUCCAAGAAGCUUCUUCAGUUCUGACAGGAUGGCGGGGAAUUGCCUCCUUAAAAAGCACCUUUGGAAAUUUAGGGUGAAUUUGUUUUAGACAGGACUCUGAAACAGAUGGGUAUGUGUGUGUGUGUGUGUGUGUUUCCUAAUCCUUUGUACCUGUGCAAAUCCAGGUGUGAUUUCUCAUUCUGUCACCUUCCAGGUGAGCAGACAUGCAAGAGAUUCAUUUCCUGCAAUCGUCAAGUUUCCCAGUGGAGAAUUUAAUUCUGGUAAAAUAAAAUAAAAAACCUUCUUUCCAUACUAUAAAUCACUCUUCGGAGAAUCAUCAUUUCAUACAGUUCUGUCCAGCAACUUUCUCUCUCUUGUUGACUUUUCCCUGAGAUUUCAUAGUCCACGAAUAAAUCUUUGCUCUAAGAGGCGGGUGGUGCAUCCCAUCUAUUCAAUUUCAUGCCCAGUUAAUUUGGGAAAUAAUUCAUUUUCCGCUCUUUUUCUUUUCGCUGAUGAAUAGACCUAAAUCUGAGGCGCUGAGCUAGAAUCCAACCCUGGAUUUAUAACUUGAUCAGUUGGUUUUCCUUAUCCCAGAUCUAACAAAACCGCUUCGGAUUGUAUCUGGAAAGACCUGGGCUAUGGAAGCUCUCUUUCUGAAUCCUUCUUUCCCCCCCGAAGGGUCAGGCAGAACAACGUCUCCACCCUGGAGUAGAUCAACAAGGAUCUCUAACUCCUGGCAGUCUCCCCAGAUACAACCAGAAUUAAAAAGGAAGUUGUGGAAAUUUGAUACACCGGGAACAAUCUCUUGCAUGAAAGAAAUAGUUCCUGGACAUGCAAACAUUUUUUCCAGCUGGUGAAUCUUAAAGGAUGAGAGUCCGUCAUUCAAGUCCCAGCAAUACGACGUGUGUUGAACAUCAAUCUGUCGUCUCAGGUUUUCUACAAAUGAAAAAGUAUGUACCAGUAGGUGUUGUAUGUAAGAUUCCUAACAAGUAUAUCUGUAUUUAAGAUAAGUUGGGGUUUUUUUUAACUUGGUAUUUCUAAAGAUACGCACUGUUGUUGUUUUUUUCAUAAGCAAUUUUGUAAAGUCCACCUUUUUUAAAUGAAAAAAAUAAAUUCCAAGCAGUGAUAUCCUGUAGCAUUUGUGUUGCAAAGUGGGGCGUAUAUUAAAUAA
This is a messenger RNA of Pseudonaja textilis, 2884 nucleotides long. It is a transcript of the gene CMKLR1, whose product is annotated as chemerin chemokine-like receptor 1. Gene Ontology annotation, cellular component: plasma membrane. Lineage: Eukaryota; Metazoa; Chordata; Lepidosauria; Squamata; Elapidae. The record is from RefSeq and is a predicted model, not a curated record. Gene Ontology annotation, biological process: positive regulation of cytosolic calcium ion concentration; phospholipase C-activating G protein-coupled receptor signaling pathway; inflammatory response. Gene Ontology annotation, molecular function: complement receptor activity; G protein-coupled receptor activity.